AUGAGUGAACCUUUGUACAAUGCCAUUGAGGACUACGGCCUGAUUGGGGACAUGCACACCUGUGCCCUGGUCAGCAAGGCCGGUAGUUUGGAUUACAUGUGCUGGCCAGUCUUUGACUCUCCUACCGUUUUCUGUCGCCUGCUGGACGACAAGAAAGGAGGGUUCUUCUCCGUGAAGCCUUACAAGACGGUGGUGGAUGCCCACAGCAAGCAGCGGUAUCUUCCAUACUCGAACCUGCUUGAAACCAGGUGGACCAACGAGGAUGGUGUUGCGACAUUGCUGGACUACUUCCCCGUCACACCUAAAAAGGGUGCGCAGUCGUCCCGGUUGCUGUCAGGAUACUGUCCUUGCAAUGAACCGGGCACCAAUCGCUUCAAGUCUGGACUGCAGCACUCGGGCCUGAUCAGAAAGUUGGAGUGUAGCCGUGGCUCCAUGGAAUUGCAAGUGCAGCUGUUCCCAGCUUUUAAUUAUGCACGAGAAGCACACAACACCCGUGCAAAACUGGAAAACGACAUGUCCAAGCACCGGCUGCAGACCGUCCACUUUGAGAAUUGGUUUCCCCCGGCGUCUUUGAAACUGGAAGAACGAGAUGGCCUCCGUGGCCGCGGACUGGUAGCCUGGAUCCGUCUAUCGGAGGGUCAGACCAUUCACCUGGUGUUGCACAGUCCCGAGAAAGCCGUCCCUAGCUCGGCCACCAUGGCUUCCUACCUCUUCAAAAUGGAGGAGGAAACUUCCGACUAUUGGACCGAUUGGACACGCAAGUGUGCCUUCCGUGGUCAUUACCGAGAGACAGUCGAACGCAGUCUCCUCAUUCUGAAGCUGUUGACCUACAAACCGACGGGUGCAAUUAUCGCGGCCCCCACCUUCUCGCUUCCCGAAAAUGUGGGAGGCGCCAGAAACUGGGAUUAUCGGUACUCCUGGGUGCGUGACACAGCCUUCACGCUGUAUGUCUUUCUCAAAAUGGGAUACAGCCAAGAAGCGGAAUCGUAUGUCAACUUCAUAUUCGAGCGGGUCUUCCCGCAUGCUUCUCAAGACCUUGAUCCCAACAGCAAAAAGCCCUUCUUGCCACUGAUGUUCACUAUCCGGGGCGAGUAUGACAUCCCAGAGGUGGAACUGGACCAUCUCGAAGGGUACAAAGGCAGCAAGCCUGUUCGCAUUGGCAAUGCUGCCGUCUUCCACACGCAGCUGGACAUCUACGGUGAAUUGUUGGACAGUAUCUAUCUGUACAACAAGCACGGCAACCCCAUCACCUAUGAUCAAUGGAACUCUAUCCGCCGUAUGAUCAACUACGUCGUCGGUGUUCGGAACCAGAAGGAUAUGUCCAUUUGGGAAUCGCGUGGCCAGAUCCAAAACUUUAUCUAUUCGAAGAUCAUGAUGUGGGUGGCCCUGGAUCGCGGAAUCCGCCUUGCGGAGAAGCGUGCUAGCCUGCCAUGCCCCGAUCGCUUUGACUGGAUUAGGGUCCGUGACGAAAUGUACGAUGAAAUCAUGACCAAGGGGUACAACGAAGAGCGUGGCCAUUUCUGUCAGAGUUAUGAGAGUCCCGAGGUCCUCGAUGCAUCUAUUUUGAUUGCACCUUUGGUCUUCUUCGUUGCGCCCAAUGAUCCACGGUUUAUCAGUACGCUGAGGAGGAUUUUGCAAAGCCCCGAGAAGGAGGGUCUGUCCAGCGCUAAGAUGGUGUUCCGAUAUGACCACCAGAAGGCCAACGAUGGUAUGGUAGGAGGUGAGGGUGCCUUCAUCAUGGUAACCUUCUGGCUUGUCGAAGCCAUGGCUCGUGCUGCCAAAUAUGAUGUGCCUAUUCCAAAUAUCUGGAAACUCGCACUUUCGCACUUCGAUAACAUCCUGUCCUACUCGAAUCACCUGGGAAUGUUUUCUGAAGAAGUGGCCAUUUCAGGUGAGCAAAUGGGCAAUUCCCCACAGGCUUUCAGUCACCUGGCCUGUGUCAGUGCUGCAAUUAAUCUGGGAAGAAUUGGACGAGUUGGUGGUGACUAG
Messenger RNA from Penicillium verrucosum, 1989 nucleotides. Its product is annotated as glycoside hydrolase family 15 protein. Gene Ontology annotation, biological process: carbohydrate metabolic process. Gene Ontology annotation, molecular function: hydrolase activity, hydrolyzing O-glycosyl compounds. The transcript has 4 exons. The record is from RefSeq and is a predicted model, not a curated record. Lineage: Eukaryota; Fungi; Ascomycota; Eurotiomycetes; Eurotiales; Aspergillaceae. The coding region runs from base 1 to 1989 and encodes 662 amino acids.